AAUGAUGAAUAGAUCCUUCGUCUGUUUCUGCGUUUGAAAAAAGCAGUGGAGAAAAGUGAAAAAAUCAAAUUUCUAAUUUUAACUCAAUAAUAUUGAAUUUUUGUUAUGGAACACGAAACACUUAAUGAUUUUGCUCAUUUGCAAAAUCAGUUGCAAAUGGCCAGAAAUGAAAUAAAUAAUUUGAGGAAACAAUUAUCCCAACUCAAAUAUGAACAUAAGGAUAUGUGUGAUAAGAUCUCAAAUAAGUUGAGCAACUUCAAAUGUGAAAAUUGCAAAUCUAAUCUAACAGCAAUUCAGCCCCCAACAACAUCUCGUAAUAGAGAUACUAACUAUGCACAAUUCAGGUACAUAGGAACAAUAAGUACAGAAUUUCCUUCCAAACGAGGUAUCCCCAGACAACCAAAUGUAUGCAGCGAAGCACUAGGAAAGUUAAUUCUCAAUAAUGAUGUUUUUACAAAUCCCCACCAUGCACUGGAGGGCUUGGAAAAGUUCUCUCAUAUGUGGAUACUAUUCCACUUUCAUCAAACGGAAUCAACACAUUUACCUGCCAAAAUUGCACCACCCAGACUUAAUGGAAUGAGACUAGGAGUUUUUGGAACAAGAUCCCCACACAGACCCUCCCCAAUAGGGUUAUCAUUGGUAAAGAUCAAUGAAAUAUCUGGAAACACAAUUACUUUUAAUGGAGUAGAUAUGAUGGAUAAAACACCUGUUUUGGAUAUAAAACCAUUUAUUCCUCAUUAUGAUGUUCCAAAUUCCAUUGCUUAUGGAUAUAGUUCGGGUAAUAUAACUAGACCAAUGGAAGAAGAAAACACCUCUGAACUAAAUGAGGACAACUCUGUGCCUCAACACUCUGAAUCUCGAACACUAGUAGGUCAAGAAAGUGAAAGAUAUACGGUUCCAGGAGCCAGUAAUAACAUUGAUAGAAGGAGUUCCUCCUUUAGUGACAAUGCACAUUUGAGAAUGGUUGAACGUGAAGCACCUGAUGGAGAAGAGGAAGAUUCAGUUACUAACUCAAGUACAAAUGCAACAUCUCAUCCUAAUUCAUACAAUAAUGAAAUUAGAGUACCUCAAUGGUUGGAUAACCCUGUGGUGCCUACCUUAACGGUACAAUUCAGGAUGUCUGCAAUCAUUCAAUUAAGACAAUUCGGAGCAGAAGAAGAGGAAAAGAAAAAAAUUAUUGAAAGUAUAUUAUCUCAAGACCCUCGUUCAAUCUACUUGAGGGAACAGCAGGGUGAUAGUGAAUUUGUGUUUAGAAUAGCAGGUGUGUAUGUUUGUUGUCUUUUCGAUGAUGCUAAAAGAGUUGUUUAUGUUAACAAAAUAUUGAUGGCCGAAGAAUAUGGUCCAAGUGAAAUUUCACCCAAGACAUAAAUACGGCCAAAAAUCAAAGUGACUGCGAUUAUUCAUAAUUUUAAGUUGGUCUUAUGUUUACGAAAACUACCUUGUUAUAUUCGAAGUAUAAAACUCAUAUAAUACUUUUAGACCGAAUGGUGAUAUUGACAAACUGCAAAUUUUUUCAAAUUUUUGCCAUCUUUGAAAAUACAGAAAGGACAGUUUGUAAAGUGGGAAAAUGAAUUAGCUUCAAGUAAAGGGAAAAAACAUGACAACUUUCGGUAUAAAAGUAAUCUUUAUGAAUUGUGAUAUUGAGAUUAUUUUCAUAUGGAGAAUUUGCACAUUAUUUUAUUCUAAUUUAUGCUACAUAGUUAUUUUUACUACCAUUGAGCUAUAAAAAUGUCAUUAAUCUA
Messenger RNA from Coccinella septempunctata (seven-spotted ladybird), 1742 nucleotides. Its product is annotated as tRNA (adenine(37)-N6)-methyltransferase. The record is from RefSeq and is a predicted model, not a curated record. The transcript is spliced from 6 exons. Bases 106 to 1368 code for a protein of 420 amino acids. Lineage: Eukaryota; Metazoa; Arthropoda; Insecta; Coleoptera; Coccinellidae.